Alnus glutinosa is the source of this 2468-nucleotide messenger RNA. RefSeq lists its product as uncharacterized. Bases 839 to 2098 code for a protein of 419 amino acids. Gene Ontology annotation, molecular function: CAAX-protein geranylgeranyltransferase activity; protein farnesyltransferase activity. The record is from RefSeq and is a predicted model, not a curated record. The transcript has 10 exons. Lineage: Eukaryota; Viridiplantae; Streptophyta; Magnoliopsida; Fagales; Betulaceae. Gene Ontology annotation, biological process: protein farnesylation; protein geranylgeranylation. Gene Ontology annotation, cellular component: CAAX-protein geranylgeranyltransferase complex; cytoplasm; protein farnesyltransferase complex.
UUUUUUAAAAAUUGCAUACUAAAGAGUUCCGACAACCUUGUAGGGAAAUUUCUGUCGAGAACAAAAUCCAGCCAACCGAAAAACCUCUCCGUACCACACGAAAAACACAGAAACUCCUCAGUGAGGUUCUCUCACAUCUUUCGGUCACCAAAACACACAAAGAAAAACUUUCACAAUCAACCAUCGUGAAUCACCCCAAAACACCCAUGUUCUGCCAUUGAAACCAACCGAAUCACCCUAUAAAUUCCUCUAAAAUUUCGAUCACCCUCACCCAAAAAUCAAAACCUCACACUCAAAACUCACCCACCGGAAAUUUUCAACAAUCAAAAUCAACGACUCCUCCACCUUCGGUUGCCAGAAAAUCAAAACCCCAACACCGUUGAACAACCACACAGAACCACCGAGCCCCAAAAAUCAAACCCACCUAAUGAAAAUGAAAACCAAACCAACAAUCUUUUGAACCACAAUUGGGAGCCAAAAUCCCACAUCACUUCAAAACUCCAAAACCAACAACUGAAAUUGCAGAAUAAAACCAAAGUUAGGAGGACUCGAGAACGGCAUCAAAGGGGUCGCCAGUGCGAGGUUUGCGGCGAUAGGGGGUGGUGAUGCCGCCGUUGAAGCCGUUGCCGCCCAAAAAUCGUUCCCCAUUGUAACGCCCCCGGCUUUAAAUACAAGCCGCAAGCGGCAAAUAUCUGAUUUCCCGCGUGACGCUACUGCAUAGAACAACUCCUGCACUUUUCCUGACACUUUCUCCUCAGCCAAACAGAAAUCAGAUUCCUCUCGAAACCCUCCUCCACACCGUUAUACAGCAUAAGCAACCAAGCCAAACAAAAAAAUCAUGAAAGAAGGAGAAGAAAAAGAAUCGUAUUCAGAAUCAAAAUCCGUGGAUCUCUUGCACCAAUUCGAACAGAUUCUUGUAUCAAACCCUCUUAUUGAUGAAGUGGGUUUUAUACACCCGUCCCAAUUUGCGAAGCUAACUGAAGAGGCAGGCGAUGAUGUUGCUAAUCCGUCUUCAGAUGGUGCAACCUUUUGGAGCAGAGAUAACAAGCUUGGCGUCUCGACGCAGGUUCUUUUGCCCUUGUACAAUGCAGCUAAGCAUGCGUUUAUGGCCGCAGUAGGAGAGUAUAACAGACUCGGUGAUGAUGUCGUAUCUGAUGACAGAGUGGAGAUUGAAGUGAUGAUGCAUAGUAGGGCUCUAUUAUUGCUCAGCUCCGAUUUCGGCACUGCCUGGAAUUCCAGGAAGCUUGUUGUGUCUAAGAAGCAGCACCUCUCAAAAUUCAUGGAUGAACUUCUGUUGUCAGAACUUGUUCUUUCAUAUUCACCCAAAAGUGACCAUGCUUGGAGCCAUAGGCGGUGGGUGAUCAAGUCAGUCACUGGAAAGUGUUCAACUCGACAGGAGAUUGUGAGGAAAGAAUCUGAGUUGGUGGAAAAAAUAGCCGAGAGAUCAAAAAUGAACUACCGUGCAUGGAAUCACCGAUGCUGGCUCGUUUCCUACAUGACAAGAGAAGAGGUGCUACAUGAGUUAAAGAAAUCCAGAAAUUGGGCGGAGUUGCACGUUGCAGAUAAUUGUUGCUUCCAUUAUCGCAGACGGCUAAUGCUCAGGAUUUUGAAAGACUCAUCCUGUAAACAAGAAAAUGCAUCCUCUGAUUACGCUGAAAUUUAUAAAGUAUGGAAGGAGGAGCUCGAUUGGAAUGAAAUGUUGAUAAAGCGUUACAUAGGAAGAGAGGCACUAUGGCUUCAUCGCCGCUUCCUUUCUUUGUGUUGGAUGAAGCAAUUUGCGACUGAUCUCUGUAAUGAAUCCAGCCAUUCUGAGCAAAAAAUCAGCAUCAGUAAUGGCUUUGGUUCCUUUGUUGAUAAUGAGUUACGUCUCCUGGACUCCUGCUCAACUGUUCUGAACAAUGACUUCGACGAUUUCCAAGCACAAGCCAGGUUGUCUGCUACUUACAUAUUGUGGUUGACGAAGCAAAUCCCUGAGUUUCAGUCUGAACUCCAAGAGAAGCUUACAGCAGGAAAUCUGAAGAGUAUGCUGAGUAAGAUGUGCCCGGAAAGGUCCUGCCUUUUGGAUUCUUUAAUUGGGGGCCUUGAUGGAAACGUCUGAUCAGUUUGUGUGAGAGUAAACUUUAUCUUUGACUCUACAUCUUACGUGCCUUUUUUUUUUUUUUUUUUUUUUUUUUUUUUUUUUUUUUUUUUUUUUUUUUUUUUUUUUUUUCUCUCCUAUUAUGAGUUUUAUUGUACCUUUUUAUAUGGAUGAUUUUGAUUCAUGAGUACAAUGUGCCCCAACUGAGGCGUUUUGAGUAUCAGAGUGGCCUAGCAAAAAGGUGACAACUAUAUUAAUUGCGACAAUACUGAUAACCGAGCAGAAUCAUGCACAAAUUAUGGCAGAAAGAAGCUGCUACCCUUUAUUUAUUUAUUUUUGGUCUUUUUCAGGAAAUAUAGAGAAACGGAAAGAGAAAUGUUACACACUCUCA